Messenger RNA from Thamnophis elegans (Western terrestrial garter snake), 426 nucleotides. Its product is annotated as tubulin beta-4B chain. Gene Ontology annotation, biological process: microtubule cytoskeleton organization; mitotic cell cycle. Gene Ontology annotation, cellular component: microtubule; cytoplasm. NCBI's taxonomy places the organism in Eukaryota, Metazoa, Chordata, Lepidosauria, Squamata, Natricidae. The transcript is spliced from 3 exons. Gene Ontology annotation, molecular function: structural constituent of cytoskeleton; GTPase activity; GTP binding. The coding region runs from base 120 to 404 and encodes 94 amino acids. The record is from RefSeq and is a predicted model, not a curated record.
GGCCCCAGCCCUUUCCCUGUCGCAGGUUGCCGGCGCGAGAGCAGGUGGAGGCGAGGCAGGAGGCUGAAGCAGCGGCCACUGAGGGGGGGUUGCGUGAGCCCAGAAGAAAAGCUGUCGCCAUGCGUGAAAUCGUGCACAUCCAAGCCGGCCAGUGCGGGAACCAAAUUGGAGCCAAGUUCUGGGAGGUCAUCAGCGAUGAGCAUGGCAUCGACCCCACCGGCAGCUACCACGGAGACAGCGACCUUCAGCUGGAGAGGAUCAAUGUCUACUACAAUGAAGCAACUGGUAACAAAUAUGUUCCCCGAGCAAUCCUUGUUGACCUGGAGCCUGGUACAAUGGAUUCGGUCAGAUCUGGGCCUUUUGGCCAGAUCUUCAGGCCUGAUAAUUUUGUCUUUGGUGUGUAGCUGAUCUAUGUGGCUUCUCUUU